UCUAGACUCUAGUCAAAGUGUCCGAAUCCGACACACACCCUGCAUCCAUACCAGUGUCGCGUCGAGACAAGUUCGCCUGCAAAAAUGAAGAGUUCGCACAACAUAGUCGACAACUUCGCCGGUGUGUAAGACUCAUAACCUUCUACUCUGGCCACCAACUGUUGGUAGUAGAAAACUAAAUUUUAGGUACAAAAAUUUCAUUCACGUACAUGACCAAAUCCCGGAGCUUUUUGUCCUAACUCCGACAAAGAAGAUAUAAAGUUUUGAUUCCAUGUAAAAUACAGAGACAUUGGUUCAAUUUCCCUUAAUAUAUUGUUCCAAUAACAACAACUAUUUGAAGGUAUACAAGUAAAUCUAUCUUAGGAAUAAAAAUCAAGUAAAUCUAUCUAAGGAAAUAAAAUUUUAAAAAAUCCUAAAUAUCUUUCUCUAUGAUUGUGCUAUGUAUUAUAUGUAAACAUGUCUAAGUAAAUCCCAUUAAGCUCUUAAUUCCGUCCACUUGAAAGAUACCUGUCAUAGGACAACCCAACAAACAUAAAGGGAAAUGUGUCUUGCAAAGAAAUAGAAAAAUCAUUCAAACCCUAGCAAACCUUUCUGCACCCAAAAGAUAGAUCUACGGCUUUGCAAAAGGCCCUUCCCUUGUUCAAGAGAAAGCGAGGACUUUCUUUUAGCUACCGGCCCAAACAAAAGAGAUUAGCCUCUUGAUCGAUCGAUUGAUUGGAUCGAAGUACGAAGGGGUUGAUUGAAGUCUGAGAUCAGCCCAAGACUAAGCCGAGCUGCUGGGUACAAAUAAGCCAGUUAUAAGACGAGUAGGCAGGGUGUUAGGCUAGUUCCAGUGGGGUACGUAAACGAGUAUAGGUCCACUGUUCCUGUUCUGGUUGUUCCGAAGGUUCCCGACUUUCUCCGCUUUCCGCAACCGUAAUCACUUGUCAUUCCGAUUACUUCAUCCAUAAACCUUUUUUUUAUUUCAAAAUAGCGAUACGCUCUAAAAAAGUAAAGGAGAAGCUUCCAUUCUAGAAGCGGUAGCUUCCCGCCUCCCUCGGGGUAAGAAGUUCCUUUCCCUUUUCUAAAAUGCCUGAGGGGUCUGCUCAGCAAACGUACAAAGUUGAAGAGACAAAUCACAAAAUGAAAAGAGUUGAAGAUCAGAGUCGAAUCAGUAAGUUGCCCGAUUCUCUUCUUAUUCUAAUUCUCUCACUUUUGCCAACAAAAGAUGCCUUCACAACAUCUGUUCUCUCAAAAAGGUGGGAGCAUUUAUGGCCUUCAAUUGAUAGCUUCUUUUUCUCUUGUAAAGAUAAAUCGCAAAGGACAAACUUCAUAUCCUUUGUCGAUUACAUAUUAGAUCAUUCUACUUGUUCAAAAAUUAAAAACUUCCAUUUGAAUUUCACCCACCUAUCCAAAUACGAGCAACCAGUCGGUUUUGUUGAUGACAUUGUAGAUUUCACAAUUAGCCGAUGGGUUCCUACUGAUGAGGUGAAAAAUAAGAAUAAAUUAUUGUUCCCAAUCUCCCGAUGGCUUGAAACUGUUGUUGAAAAGAAUGUUGAAAAUAUUAUACUGUUGUCAGAUUCAUAUGAGAAUGACUCUAUUGACUUGCCUGACACUAUCUACAAGUGUUCUUCCUUGAUAACAUUAGAUCUCACUUGUUGUAUUCUUGACAAGGAAGUCGUCAUAGAGUGGAAGUCUUUAAAGACCCUACGGUUGAAUGACAUAACCUUAGAUGAUGACAGAAUUGUAAACAUACUCUCAGGUUGUCCUGCUUUGGAAAUCCUUGAAUUUCUUGAAUUCUCCGGAUUCCGUCAUAUGGAAAUUAGUUCUUCAAAUUUAAAGAGGCUUAAGUUCAAAAAUCAUUUGUCGUACGAUAACUCUGAUGAUCUCUCUUUGGAUAUUUUUGCCCCACAUGUUCAACAUUUGGAGAUCUCUGGAUAUAUGUAUGAUCUCAGGUGUAGGCUAGUAAAUGUAUCAUCUCUGGUCAGUGCGAAGCUUACUUUCCAAAUGAACUGGACUUGGUUUGAUCAAGGUCCUGAUGAGCAUCAAGUUAUAAAGACACUCAUCGAAGAUUAUCUUCAAAAGUUGAGAAAUGCAACUGAGUUAACUUUUGGGACUUGCUUCAUCGAGGUACUGACGCAGUUUGAUAAGAUGUCACUUCCAGAAUUGAAAUGCAAGUGUCUAACUCUGGAUUGGCAUAUCACAGAGCCUUAUUUCUAUGGAGCAGCUAUCAUGUUGCGAGCCUCGCCUCAUGUGGAGACACUCAACAUAACCAUGGAAACUACUUCUUUGGAUCUUGAGCAAUGCCCAUUUGAAUUGGGAUAUUUGGCCAAAGAACAUAAUAUUCAUUUCCUGUCAAGCUUCGAGUUUCCCAACCUUAAGAAUGUCAAGGUUGUCAAUGCUUCCAAGAUCUGCUUGAAGGAGCAUCUUGAAUGGGAUAAUGAUGAUCUUUUCAAACUUUCAGAAUUUCUACUAAAGAAUACAAAGGUUUUGGAGAAAUUCGUAAUAAUAUCAAGGAGAAAAAAUUGUAGUAUCUGUUCAAUGGACUGUGCUUUUCAAUAUUCAUCUCGAUUGGCUACGAAAUUGGUAUGUUGCCCAAGAUCCUCUACCAGUUCUAUGAUCAUUUGCAAAGAGGGAGCUUUCUGUGACUAGAUUGCAAGUUGUUUUCUGUUUCAGUACCAACAAUGUUACUUUAUAUUUAGUUUUUGAUUUACUGUUGGUGAAAAUCUUGAAUUUGUCUAUGUAACUAAUGACUCUUUGUUCUUGUUAUCAUGUCCUUGUGACA
This is a messenger RNA of Solanum pennellii, 2764 nucleotides long. Its product is annotated as F-box protein At5g03100-like. NCBI's taxonomy places the organism in Eukaryota, Viridiplantae, Streptophyta, Magnoliopsida, Solanales, Solanaceae. The record is from RefSeq and is a predicted model, not a curated record. The coding region runs from base 1069 to 2631 and encodes 520 amino acids. Gene Ontology annotation, molecular function: protein binding. The transcript has 3 exons.